This is a messenger RNA of Gossypium arboreum, 830 nucleotides long. Its product is annotated as protein ELF4-LIKE 3. NCBI's taxonomy places the organism in Eukaryota, Viridiplantae, Streptophyta, Magnoliopsida, Malvales, Malvaceae. Bases 301 to 639 code for a protein of 112 amino acids. Gene Ontology annotation, biological process: entrainment of circadian clock; positive regulation of circadian rhythm. The record is from RefSeq and is a predicted model, not a curated record. The transcript is spliced from 2 exons.
AGACACACAAAGAGAGGGGGGUUCGAGCGUGACUGUCAAAAUCUACAUAUUGUCUCUCUCUCUCUCUAAAAACUCUCUCAAAAUUCAGAAAGCUAGUUCUUUUUUCUUUGGUUGGUGGGUGCCUGAGAUUUUAACCGGCGACAUUUUUCCACUAUUCCUCGGGAAUCCCUCGUCUUCUUCUUCGUCACAAUCAGUAUCUCCUCCUUCGCAGGAUAUAAUGGUCCAGGUUUUCAAGGACUGGUUUUUGAUCUGAUAGAACUCUGACUCUAAAAAGUGGAAAUAAUAAUAAUUAUAAUAAUAAUGGAGGAUGAGACAUAUUCAGGGCUAGGGAGUGGUGGUGAAAUAGAUACCAAAGUGGUGCAGACAUUUCAGAAGAACUUUGUGCAGGUCCAGAAUAUAUUGGACCAGAACAGGUUGCUGAUCAAUGAGAUAAACCAGAACCAUGAGACCAAGAUCCCUGACAACUUGACCAGAAAUGUUGGUCUAAUUAGGGAGCUCAACAACAACAUAAGGAGGGUGGUUGAUUUAUAUGCUGAUCUUUCAACUUCUUACACCAAAUGCAUGGAUGCUUCUUCCUCUGAUGGGGAUUCUAAUGGUGCCAUGAAAUCAGGUGCUAACAAAAGAAAUAGGCCUGCUUGAGUUUUAAAACUCAUGGAUAAAUGAUGGGUUUUAGUUGUUAUAGUUGUUAUUAAUCUCCUCGGAUUAGUUCAAGUUCGUGAUUGUCUUUCGCAACAAUAUUUUCUCUUAGCUACUAUACCCUUGUUAUCAUUGUUGUUAUUAGUAGUAGUAAUUCAUUUGCAUGGUGGGAAAUGAAGAAAGUUUCUCAGAAA